Molecule: messenger RNA, 1230 nt
Organism: Colletotrichum aenigma
Lineage: Eukaryota; Fungi; Ascomycota; Sordariomycetes; Glomerellales; Glomerellaceae
Gene: hac1
Product: Transcriptional activator hac1
Exons: 3
Coding region: 1-1230 (409 amino acids)
Biological process (GO): positive regulation of transcription by RNA polymerase II
Molecular function (GO): DNA-binding transcription factor activity, RNA polymerase II-specific
Source: RefSeq, a predicted model, not a curated record
AUGGCUGCUUGGGAACAGACGUCACCAAUGAUCAAGUUCGAAGAUUCGCCUGCCGAGUCUUUUGUUUCGACUCCGGGCGAGCUCUAUCCAUCCCUCUUCGGCGACGCCGCACCCUUGGCCGCCGAUGAUACCACCGUCAACCCCUCCGAUAUGUUAACGCCUCCGCCCUUCACCGAGGACAACCCUGUCUCAACCCCGGACACCGACUCUCCUUCGACCGAGAAGAAGCCCGUGAAGAAGAGGAAAUCCUGGGGUCAAGUUCUCCCGGAGCCCAAGACAAACCUCCCACCAAGGAAAAGAGCGAAGACGGAAGAUGAGAAAGAGCAGCGUCGAGUCGAGCGCGUCCUCCGUAACCGCCGAGCCGCUCAGUCUUCUAGGGAGCGCAAGCGUUUAGAGGUCGAGGCUCUCGAGAGGCGGAACAAGGAGCUCGAGGCAGCCCUUUCAAACGUCACCAAGGCGAACCAGCUCCUGGUCGAAGAGCUGAACAAAUUUCGCCGUGACUCUGGCAUGCUGACUCGGUCAUCAUCGCCUCUCGAUCCUCUCCGAUCCAACACUGUCACCUUAUCACCAGAGCUUUUUGGCUCUCAUGAUGGACACCGUCCCUCUGUCGAUGAGACGAAGAAUCUCGUCGAUGAUUUGAUGACUACGUCUCAUAGCAAUCCGACCGUCAACCCCGCGUCGCUAUCCCCCGAGCUUUCGCCAAUCGCAGAAGAUGACGAGGCAGAUGCCGAGGACAACGAAGUGGCCGAGACCAACGUGAAGUCCUCCGACUUGACACAACUCGGAGGAUCUUCCGCAAUCAUGGCUGGCCUCUCAAACCCCUCUGCAUCCGACCUUGGUCUUCUUUCUGCAGCUUCAGAUGCUGUCAAUCACAUCAUCGGUGAUUCUUUCAGUCUGUCGGCGGCCCUUGACACAGAUCGCUAUGUCCUUGAAAGCGGGCUUCUCUCUUCCCCCAACUCCCUUGAUUAUGAACACGAUUAUCUGGCUGGUGACUCUACCGCCUUCCUCCAGGACCCAUUCGACAUCAGUGAAUUCCUCAACGACGAGGUCAACGGCAGUGUCUCAGACACGAACGCGGUUAUCGGCACAGCCGUCGCAGCGGACCCGGACUACGGCCGCGACUCUACCAACGCUGAGACUCAAGUCUCUUCAGAGAAUCCUAACCUGCAGCCCCACUCUGGCGCGUCCACUUAUGGAUGCGACGAUGGAGGCAUUGCGGUUGGUAUCUGA